This is a messenger RNA of Cinara cedri, 6052 nucleotides long. NCBI's taxonomy places the organism in Eukaryota, Metazoa, Arthropoda, Insecta, Hemiptera, Aphididae. The record is from the annotation of a GenBank genome assembly.
UGAUAAACGACAUUUUAGUCAUCCAAUGUAGAAUGAGUCAUUCGGUAACGCUAUCAAAUUGGAAUUCGGCGAUAAAGAGAAAAAAAACAAAUAAAAUAAAACGUUUAAACAAUAAACACCGCCUUGUAAGCACUACGAACGAAAUAAAUACAUUAUAUUAAUUAAGUUAGAGGCGUUCCCGGCUACGCACGGCGUCGACCGACUAUAAUUACUGUACGUUAGAUAUUUUAUUAGUCGCUGACACUCGAAAUCAUGGCCGCGGUGAUGAACAGACCUAAGGUAUGUGCCGUAGACGUUGUUUGAAAAAUCAAAAAAAAAAAUUCUAUAAACCCAUUUCCUGCUCGUAUGUAAAACAUUGACGAAUACGUGUGUUUCAGUUGGACGAGAACAACAAGACCCCGAUUAUGCGCACGUUAAACCUGAAUGGGCAUGUCGGCUUUGACAGUAUGCCCGAUCAAUUGACCCAAAAGUCUGCGCAAAACGGUUUCGUUUUCAACAUACUCUGCAUUGGUGAGUACCUUUUUUUUUACUUCAAUCGACAUUACAUCGGAUACUGUGUCCAGGUGGGCUAGGUACACGGAUCUGAUAAACAUUUUUUCCAGGCGAAACCGGUCUGGGCAAAUCUACACUGAUGGACUCGCUGUUCAACACCAAUUUCGAAUCCACGCCGUCCACUCACAAUUUGCCGAAUGUAAAACUCAAGGCGCACACGUAUGAACUGCAAGAGAGUAACGUUCAACUUAAGGUGAGCUCAAACUGGUUUUACAUUAUUGCCCUCGUGGAAAAUGAAAGUGUCUGUCCAUCAUCUUACAACAAUAAUUUCUUUUUAUCGCAUCAAUGUCUAAUAUUGAAAAUAUUGAAAAACCGAUGAUUAUUCCUCGUAAUUAAAACUGUUCACUUAAUGUUUAACUACCUAUGCGGCAUCAUUAUCGUUUAUUUUAAUGUUCCUACGGCUAUUUCAUAUAUUUUAAUGUGUUCACGUAGUAAACAUUUGGUUCAAUAAGUGUUGGAUUAUUAUUUCACUAAAGUAAUUCUCUCCUUUGAAAUGAUAUCUAAGGAAGUCUAUUGUGUAAAACCAAAUGCAGACGAUGUAUUUAUAAUGUACCUGUUUGUAAUUUAUAAAUAAUAUAUAUUUUGUGUAUUCAAUAAGAUUAAUAACGACUUUGUAUUUAUAUUCUAUUUGGUUUAGUUAACUCUUGUCGAAACAGUCGGUUAUGGCGAUCAAAUAAACAAAGAAGACAGUUUCAAAUCGAUUGUAGACUACAUUGAUACACAAUUUGAAUUUUAUUUGCAAGAAGAAUUAAAAGUAAAACGAUUGCUGUCUUCUUACCAUGACACAAGGGUUCACGCUUGUCUAUAUUUCAUUUGUCCUACUGGCCACGGGUAAAUGUAAUGUUUAUUUAAAAUUUACUAAACCUGUACCAGAUACUCAAUUAUUAUAUUACGCUACAUUACUCUUAUCACAGUAUUAAAUAUAUUUUAAAAUGUUUUAUUUUGAAGACUUGUUGGUAAGUAUCUUUAUUAUUGACAUUAUUAUUACUUACUCAUUAUAUCCAUGUAUAACGAAAUUGAAACUAAAAAUUGUCAAAAAAAAAAAAAAUAUUAAUAAUAACUAUAAAAAUACCAGAAUAUUAUUUAAUUUUACCUUGUCUAAAAAGUGGUAUUAAAGUAUUCUGUGAAAAUUUUAGGUUUUUUACAAAUAUUUUUCACUAGUUACAACAAAAAUCAAAAUGAAUAGUAACCAUUUUUUUUUUUUUAAUAUUCUCAUUAUUUAGAAUAGAAAACUACAAAUGAAAAUCAAUAAUUAAUCUUUUUAAUGACUGAAAGAAAUUUUCUAAUCCUAAAUAGGUAGAAAUAGACAAAAAAAAAAUUCUAAAUCUCUUACAAUUUUGUUCAAAAAUCCAUACACCGUAGUAAAAAAAGUGUACAUUCCUUACUAUACUCAUAAUAUUAAGUACAAUUACUGAUUAGGUACAAUUAGAUUCAAUUAGAUUCAAUUUUUAAAAUUAUUUAUUAUAAUUAUCAUUUAACUAGCCUGCAGAGUUUUGAAGAGAAACUUACUUAGGGUAUUCUUGCCUCGGUAAGCAAUAGUUUUGUGUAAGCCAUAAUAUGAACCUAGUUUUAAAAAAUAUAGUAAAAAGAUAUUUAUAUUAAAUAAAUUUCAAAUUUCUAAAGAAAUUGUGUUAUAAUAGUGGAUUACAUUGUAAUGUAGUAUGUGAUUGAUUAUUAAAUCGUAGACAAAUAUUUUUCAGACUUUUAUUUAAUUUAUUUUUAAUUGUUUAAUGUGUUAUCAUAUUUUUUAGUUUAAAAUCAAUUGAUUUGGUAUGCAUGAAAAAACUUGAUACAAAGGUAAAUGUCAUUCCAAUCAUUGCUAAAGCUGAUACCAUAUCCAAGUCUGAAUUACAGAAAUUCAAGGUAAAUUAUUUUAUAUCAAUAAGAUUACAUAAAAUAUAAUUUAUUAGUUUACUAUAUAAAUUUAAAUGAUACAUUUUUAGACUAAAAUAAUAACUGAGUUGCGAUCAAAUGGCGUAGAGAUCUAUCAGUUUCCAAUUGAAGAUGAAACUGUGGCCGAUGUAAAUUCCUCUAUGAAUUCUCAUCUACCGUUUGCUGUAGUUGGUAGUACAGAUUUUGCUAAGGUUGCUAACAAAAUGGUGCGUGCCCGUCAAUAUCCAUGGGGAACAGUUCAAGGUUUAUUAUUAUUUUUAAAUUUGUUAAUGUAUAUAUAAAUAUACAUUUAAAAAUGAUUUAUACUCCUUUAUGUAUUGACAGUUGAAAAUGAAUCCCAUUGUGAUUUUGUUAAACUGAGAGAAAUGUUGAUCAGAACUAAUAUGGAAGAUUUGCGUGAAAAGACUCAUGAAAAACAUUAUGAGCUGUAUAGAAAAAUGCGAUUAGAACAAGUAAAAUUUUAAUUUUUUUUAACAUUACAUGCAUCUAAAGAUAUAAACAAACAAGAUCAUGAAUAAUAUGAGCACACAUUAACAUUCAUAUUCGACAUUCUUAUCNAUUACAUGCAUCUAAAGAUAUAAACAAACAAGAUCAUGAAUAACAUGAGCACACAUUAACAUUCAUAUUCGACAUUCUUAUCCAUCUGUGAAGAUAAUAUCCUGUGCAUAAUUAAUGUGUUCAACACUCUAAAUAGGUCGAAGAAAAUGUGUACCUCGAAAGUGUGUUCGUUCAUACUCCAUUUAAACUAGGAUAAAUUUUCAUUUGUGUAUUGUUUCAUUAUUUUAGAACUAGUAAGCAAAUAUUUAAAAGCUUGAGGUGAUAUUCUUGUAAAGUUUUAGAAUAAUUACUAGUUUUCAUCAAUCGACAUUUAAGAAAAUAUUGCAUUUGUUUUGGCUAUUAUUUUUUAUUUAUUAGAACUAUGAAAUCCACCACCUUCAGUUAUGUUAAGUUUUCUUAUUAUUUUAAUUAAUGCAUUCAAAUAAAUGCUUUACUUUCAAUUUGUUAAUUAUUCAUUAUUUAACGAAUUAUACAUAAAUUAAUUUAAUUGCCAAAUGAAAUUGUUUAAUAUAAAGAUGUAAAUCAAAUUUACUAGGGAACAACUUUACUAUGAGUAGUAACUAGUGUGCUACUCCUGCAAUAACUUGAUACUAGCAUACGAGAAUAGCAUUAUUCUCGUGUAGCGUAGCAUUAUUUGCUGUGUGAUGUGUGUGAAUAUCCAAAUAACCAAACAACAAUGUGAAUGUCUCAUGAAAAUGCUCAUGCAUGUUCACCCUAAUCAUUUUCUUGCCUGUACAUACUGUAAAUUCAAUGUAUUAUUAGUAAUUUAAUAUUAAUUUAAUAGAUGGGAUUUAGCGACGUGGAUAAUGAAAACAAACCAUUAAGCUUCCAGGAAUCGUUUGAAGCAAAACGUAGUCACCAUUUGCAAGAGCUUCAAAACCGUGAAGAUGAGAUGAGACAAAUGUUUGUUGUCCGAGUAAAAGAAAAGGAAUCAGAAUUAAAAGAUGCUGAAAAAGACGUAAUAUUUUAAUCUUAUUUAAUUUCAUGGAUAUUGAAUGCAUAUAUACAACUUUAUCUCCAUAGCUUCAUUUUGGAAGGGGAGGUCUUUAUGUGUUCACAGCCUAGAAACCCAACUUUUAUCAUUUUAAUCUACCUAUAAAAACCUCUAAUUUACCAUAUUUUAGUCCAUUUUGGUCUAUGUGAAGCUGCUAAAAAAAAACACAAAUUUUAAAAUUAUAAUAUAUUUUUUUUUAGAAAUUUUUCAAAAAUCAUAUACAUUGCAUAAUAUAAAUAAUAUAUAGUUUCUAGUACCAUAACCAUAACAUUUUCUUCCAUUAUGAUACAAUAAGUUAUAUUAUUACAAGUAUUUAAUUUUGAACUGACUACAAGGAAAGAUUGGCCUAUUGCAAAUUCUCCAACUAAUAUUAUAAUUAUUAAGUAAAUAUAAAAUAAUUGUCCAUUGUUUCAUGCUCUAAAAAAUGUUAUUUAUUAUUCAGUUUAUUGAAGGUUUUGCAUUCAAUGGUAAAUAAUUGUACACUAAUUACUAUUGUGUAUAAUGUGUAUUGUUUUAUCUUUGAUCAAUAUUAUAGUGUUUGAUAAAGAAUAAUAUACGAUACAUUUGUUUUCUAGUUUGUAAACAAUUGCAUUGAUACAAAUCAUAAAAUAUUCAGAAUUAUGAACAUUUGUUUUGUAGUAAAUGCAUAUCACACUUAGAAAGUUUUUACAUUAUGCAAUAAUAUGUAAAUAUUAAAAAUGGUUAUCAUUUUUAUUAUUAAAAAAAAAAAUUACAAAUAAUAUUAUAUUUCAUCCACUAUCUAUAAUUUUAGUUGCAUGCCAAAUUUGAUAAAUUGAAACGAGACCAGGAUGAGCAAAAGAAGAGAUUAGAAGAACAGAGAAGAAAAUUUGAAGAUGAUCUGAUGGAGUUCAGCAAAAGAAAGCAACAGUUCAUGAAUAUGGGUCAUCAUACACUUACUUUAGGCAAAAGUAAAAAGAAGUAAACAUUUUUUUUUUUUUUAUGAUAAAUAUCAUAAUUAAAUAUUUGCCCAAUAUUGGACCUUUAAAGAAUCAUUUAUUAUCAGAAAUUAUAUUAUUAUUUUCAUUUAUUUGACUAAUACAUUUCAUGUAUCCAUUCCAUUAAUUGAUACUAUAAUGAUUUAUUUUAUACUCGUUUGGAUAAUUAAUAUGCAUAAUAAAUCAUAAAAAUUUGUAAUAUUAUGGCUCGUAUGGUUCCAAUUGUUACAUCGUUACUUAGCUUUAAUACAAAAUCCAAAAUUGCGUUACAUCAGUAAUUGAAAUUACUAAAAUAGUGUGUGCUGAACAAAAGUACACUAUUUGUUCGAUUUGUACGACAUUCAAUUUAUUAUGAAACUGAAAAAGUAAAAUCCAAAAAUUAAUAGUUUAUGAAAUAAAAUUUUGAAAAACCCUGGUGAAUUAUAGAAGAUAAUUUGAAACGGCAAAAACAUUAGUUUUACAUUUGCGUUUCUUUAAAAAUAGGUAUCAUUAAGUCAAUAAUUAAAAUCUUUACACCAGAAUUAUUUAAUUCAGUCUUUGUAAUGAACAUAACAUUGUGCCAAAUUUUAAAUUCAUUCAGUGUGUCAGUGUAUUCUUAUUUCCUUAUGUAAUAUUUUGUUUUACACUAUUGGUCAUUAGUUUAAUAGUAUUUUCUACUAGUAGUAAGUUUUAUCAAAAUAUUCAGCGUUUUUUUUUUUUUUUUUUUUCAUUUCUUUCCUUUUGUAUUUGAUUGAUUGUAUUAAGAGUGAUUUUUUAUUCAUGUUUAAAACAUUUUGAGGCUAAAAUUGAAUACAUUUUUUUUUUAUUAUUAUUAUUAAUAUUGAAUUGCAAAUUGCAAAUCGCCCUUAUUACAUUGAAAAUUAAUAAUUAAACAUAUUAUAUUAUAAAGUUUAUUGUUUGACGAGUGUAUCUUAAAGUUUUGUAUUUUUCAAAAUUUGCAUUUAUAUUAUGUAUGGUGUACACUAUAGUUAUAUUUUUAACAGUAAAUAUAUUUUAUUUAUCUCGCUGUAUUGAUAAUUGUCUUUAGUUUUAUUAAGAGUGAAUAAGUUUUAUGUUUUUAUACAGGUAUGAAUUACAAUCAUAUAUUAAAUUAUUAUAC